AUGGGAAGGAUGGGCGUUAUAGAGGAGAAGACUAUAGACGGUGGCAUAGAAACAGACGUACAGUCCAAGGUCGCGGCAUCAACAAGCGGCUUAUCCUCCACCACUUCAUCGCUGCGUGGUCGCCCACAUAUCCCAUGGCCUGGUCUUCCCCCUUCUGAUUGUAAUCCUCGUGUAUCCUCGAACGACCGCGUCCAGCUAGUAGACAUCGGCGGAGGAUUGGGACACGAUCUUGCAGGUUUGAAGCGCAAAUUCCCCAAUAUUCCUGGUCGUCUGGUUCUCGAAGACCUACCAGAUGUUAUCGAGCAUGCCAAGGAGUCGAUUGAAGAUGGCAUUGAGGUUUCGCUGCUGGCGCUUGCCCGUGUUCGGGAGGCUAUGGCUGACGACUCGGUGCUGCUGAUUAAUGAGAAUACCUUGCCUGAGGUUGGCGCGUCGAGCUUCUCGGUGUCGUUGGAUAUUAACAUCAUGAGUAUUUUUGCUGCUUUGGAGCGGACCGAGAAGCAGUGGGUUGAUCUGCUGGAGUGGGCUGGCUUCAGGGUGGUCAAGAUUUGGCGCGCUGACUAUGAUGGUGUCUGA
Penicillium mononematosum is the source of this 573-nucleotide messenger RNA. RefSeq lists its product as uncharacterized. Gene Ontology annotation, molecular function: O-methyltransferase activity. The coding region runs from base 1 to 573 and encodes 190 amino acids. The transcript has 3 exons. NCBI's taxonomy places the organism in Eukaryota, Fungi, Ascomycota, Eurotiomycetes, Eurotiales, Aspergillaceae. The record is from RefSeq and is a predicted model, not a curated record.